Mangifera indica (mango) is the source of this 378-nucleotide messenger RNA. Its product is annotated as pentatricopeptide repeat-containing protein At5g47360-like. The transcript has 2 exons. Bases 1 to 378 code for a protein of 125 amino acids. The record is from RefSeq and is a predicted model, not a curated record. Lineage: Eukaryota; Viridiplantae; Streptophyta; Magnoliopsida; Sapindales; Anacardiaceae. Gene Ontology annotation, molecular function: protein binding.
AUGAGAAGACAUGGUUGUGCUCCCAAUGCAGUUGCAUAUACAAUCCUUCUUGAUGGCAUUUGUAAGUUAGGGAGUAUGGAGAUGGCAUUGGAAUUGUUAGGGAGAAAUGAAAAAGAAGGUGGGGAUUGUAGUCCUAAUGUUGUCAUGGAUACAUCUGUCAUUGAGAGUUUUUUCAAAAAGGGUAUGGAAGCAUCUAAGUUGAUUGAUAAAGUUGUUGGGGGUAGUGUUUCAUAUGGCGUUCGCUACAGUUCUCCAGUGGCGGCAUCGGUUAGGAUUAAAAGACUUAAGGAAGCAGAUAAACUCUUUUGGAAGAUUUUGGCUACUGGGGUGAAACUUGAUGGUCUAGCAUGUAGUGUGGUGGAUGGUUUUUACAUGUAA